Messenger RNA from Calypte anna (Anna's hummingbird), 4486 nucleotides. RefSeq names its product solute carrier family 4 member 2 (gene SLC4A2). The coding region runs from base 481 to 4194 and encodes 1237 amino acids. Gene Ontology annotation, cellular component: plasma membrane; basolateral plasma membrane; apical plasma membrane. The transcript has 25 exons. Lineage: Eukaryota; Metazoa; Chordata; Aves; Apodiformes; Trochilidae. Gene Ontology annotation, molecular function: monoatomic anion transmembrane transporter activity; solute:inorganic anion antiporter activity. The record is from RefSeq and is a predicted model, not a curated record. Gene Ontology annotation, biological process: regulation of intracellular pH; bicarbonate transport; monoatomic anion transport.
CCCCUGUCGUCCUUAACUCCCAGCACCGGGACGGGGAUUCCCUCGCAGGGCUGCUGCGGGAAGGGUGGCCGCGCACACCCGCCCUGUGUCGGUGCGGGUGCCGGUGCCGGUACUAGUACCAGCAGAGGUGCGGUCCCUCCCGGUGCCCCGCCCCGGCGCGCUCCCGCUGCCGCCGCUCCUCCCCGCGGGGCCGCGCAGACCCGCCCGGCGCGGCGGGACCCUCCGUGAGGCGAGGCUGUUCCAUGCCCUUCCCGCCCAGCUCCUGAGCUCGCCGGAUACCCCUCGGCAGCGCCCGGCGCCCGGCAGCCCCCGGCACGGCGGGGCAGAGCACAGCAGCCCCCAGCCCCACAGGGCGGGAGGAGGGGGUCCCCGGGGACACAGAGGGCAGUGUCGGGACAUGGGGUUAUGCUGCCCCGACAGCGUCCCCUGAGCCCCCGCGAGAAGGAGAAGGGCUAAGCCGGGGGGUCCCGGGGCAGCGCCAUGACCCACUCCCCGGUGUCCUCUGAGAUCCACCACAUCGUGUCCUCUGCCUUCCAGAGCCCCGAGCAGGAGGUGCCGGGUGCUGCCUCUGCGGCCUUCGGCCCGGCGGCAGAGGAGGAGGAGGAGCGGGACCUGAACAAGGCUCUGGGCGUGGAGCGGUUCGAGCGGAUCCUGAGUCAGGCCCGGCCCCGCGGGCCCGAAGAGCCUGGGAGAUGCUACGGAGAGGAGGACUUCGAGUACCACCGCCAGUCCUCCCACCACAUCCACCACCCCCUCUCCACUCACCUGCCCCCCGACACCCGCCGCAAGAAGGCUGCAGGGGGUCCCAAGAAGGGGAAGAAGCGGCAGCGCCGCGCCUCGGUCCCGGGCGAGACCCCCACCAUCGAGGAGGCCGAAGAGGAUGAGGAGGAAGCGGGGGACACCGAGACCGAGCGCUCGGCCGAGGAGCUGCGGCAGCCUGAGCCCCCUGUGCAGUUCUUUCUGCAGGAGGAUGAGGUGACCGAGCGCCGGGCCGAGGAGCCCAUACCCCCCCCAGCAGUGCCUGGAGACCCCCCCCAGCCCCGGGGGUCCGCAGCCCCUCAGGAAACACAGGCUGGCAGCCCCGAUGUGGAGCAGGGCCGUCCGGCGGAGGGGGCGUCCCCCACGGUAUCAGGGUCUCCGGGACGCCCCCUCCCCAAGGGGCAGCCGGGGCACCGCAGCUACAACCUGCACGAGCGCCGCCGGAUUGGGUCCAUGACUGGGGCUGAGCAGGACCGGUACCAGAAGGUACCAACUGAUGAGUCAGAGGCCCAGACCCUGGCAUCGGCUGACCUGGACUACAUGAAAAGUCACCGGUUCGAGGAUGUCCCAGGGGUCCGUCGGCACCUGGUUCGGAAGAGUGCCAAGGGGCAGGUGGUCCAUGUCAGCAAGGACCACAAGGAGCCCAGCACCCGGCACCGCAAGCAGGACAGGCAGCCACACGAGGUCUUUGUGGAGCUGAACGAGCUGGUGCUGGACAAGAACCAGGAGCUGCAGUGGAAGGAGACGGCGCGAUGGAUCAAGUUUGAGGAGGACGUGGAGGAGGAGACCGACCGGUGGGGCAAGCCCCACGUGGCCUCCCUGUCCUUCCGCAGCCUCCUGGAGCUCCGCAAGACCCUGGCCCACGGGGCUGUGCUCCUCGACCUGGACCAGAAGACGCUGCCGGGGGUGGCCCAUCAGGUGGUGGAGCAGAUGGUGAUCACCGACCAGAUCCGGGCUGAGGACCGGGCCAACGUCCUGAGGGCACUGCUGCUCAAACACAGCCAUCCCAGUGACGAGAAGGACUUCUCCUUCCCCCGCAACAUCUCAGCUGGCAGCCUGGGCUCCCUCCUGGCCCCCCACCACGGUACCAACCACGUGGCUGAGGGCUCCGAGCUGGCUGUCACCGAGCCCCUCAUCGCUGGCCACACCGCUGAGCUGGAGGCACGGGUGGAGGUGGAGCGGGAGAGGGAUGCCCUGACCCCCCCGCCCCCCGCCGGCAUCAUUCGCUCCAAGUCCAAGCAUGAGCUGAAGCUGCUGGAGAAGAUCCCAGAGAACGCCGAGGCCACUGUGGUGCUUGUGGGCUGUGUGGCAUUCCUGGACCAGCCCACCAUGGCCUUCGUGCGGCUGCAGGAAGCGGUGGAGCUGGACUCGGUGCUGGAGGUCCCCAUCCCCGUGCGGUUCCUCUUUGUCCUGCUGGGGCCCAGCAGCACCCACAUGGACUACCAUGAGAUUGGGCGCUCCAUCUCCACCCUCAUGUCCGACAAGCAAUUCCAUGAAGCUGCCUACCUGGCGGAUGACCGGCAGGACCUCCUGACAGCCAUCAACGAGUUCCUGGACUGCAGCGUGGUCCUGCCGCCCUCCGAGGUGCAGGGCGAGGAGCUGCUGCGCAGCGUCGCCCACUUCCAGCGGGAGAUGCUGAAGAAGCGCGAGGAGCAGGAGCGGCGGCUGCUGCUGGAGCCGAAGUCCCCCGAGGAGAAAGCGCUGCUGAAGCUGAAGGUGGUGGAAGGGGAGGAGGAGGAGGAGGACGACGAUCCCCUGCGGCGCACGGGGCGGCCCUUCGGGGGGUUGGUGCGGGACGCGCGGCGGCGGUACCCGCAGUACCUGAGCGACUUCAGGGACGCCCUCAACCCCCAGUGCAUCGCCGCCGUUAUCUUCAUCUACUUCGCUGCCCUCUCGCCCGCCAUCACCUUCGGGGGGCUGCUGGGGGAGAAGACGCAGGACCUGAUCGGGGUGUCGGAGCUGAUCAUCUCCACCUCGCUGCAGGGCAUCCUCUUCUGCCUGCUGGGCGCCCAACCCCUCCUCGUCAUCGGCUUCUCGGGACCCCUCCUUGUCUUCGAGGAGGCCUUCUUCACCUUCUGCACUUCCAACGAGCUGGAGUACCUGGUGGGGCGCGUCUGGAUCGGCUUCUGGCUCAUCCUCAUUGUGCUGGUCAUGGUGGCCUUCGAGGGCAGCUUCCUGGUGCGCUUUGUCUCCCGCUUCACCCAGGAGAUCUUCGCCUUCCUCAUCUCCCUCAUCUUCAUCUAUGAGACCUUCUCCAAGCUGGCCAAGAUCUUCCAGGAGCAUCCCCUGCAUGGCUGCCUGCGGGCCAAUGGCUCAGCUGAGGUGGAGGCCAGCAUGGCCAACAGCACCAGCAGAGCCAACGGGACGGGCAGCCGUGGCAGCAGCAAGGUGACGGGGCAGCCCAACACGGCGCUGCUCUCGCUGGUGCUGAUGGCCGGCACCUUCUUCAUCGCCUUCUUCCUGCGCAAGUUCAAGAACAGCCGCUUCUUCCCGGGACGGAUCCGUCGGCUGAUCGGGGACUUCGGGGUGCCCAUUGCCAUCCUGGUGAUGGUGCUGGUGGACUAUGGCAUCCAGGACACCUACACACAGAAGCUGAGCGUGCCCAGUGGGUUCUCAGUGACGGCCCCGGAGAAGCGGGGAUGGGUGAUCAACCCCCUGGGUGAGCAGAGCCCCUUCCCCGUCUGGAUGAUGGUGGCCAGCGGCCUGCCCGCCAUCCUCGUCUUCAUCCUCAUCUUCAUGGAGACACAGAUCACCACGCUGAUCAUCAGCAAGAAGGAGCGGAUGCUGCGGAAGGGCUCGGGGUUCCACCUGGACCUGCUGCUGAUCGUGGCCAUGGGCGGCUUCUUCGCACUCUUCGGGCUGCCCUGGUUGGCGGCCGCCACCGUCCGCUCCGUCACCCACGCCAACGCCCUGACUGUCAUGAGCAAGGCCGUGGCCCCUGGGGACAAGCCCAAGGUCCAGGAAGUGAAGGAGCAGCGGGUCACUGGGCUGCUGGUGGCCUUGCUGGUUGGGCUGUCCAUCGUCAUCGGGGACCUGCUGCGGCAGAUCCCGCUGGCCGUGCUCUUCGGGAUCUUCCUCUACAUGGGGGUCACCUCCCUCAAUGGCAUCCAGUUCUAUGAGCGCCUGCAGCUGCUGCUGAUGCCCCCCAAGCACCACCCUGACGUCUCCUAUGUCAAAAAGGUGCGGACCCUACGGAUGCACCUCUUCACCGGGCUGCAGCUGGGCUGCCUGGCCGUGCUCUGGGCCGUCAUGUCCACCGUGGCCUCCCUGGCCUUCCCCUUCAUCCUCAUCCUCACCGUCCCUCUCCGCAUGUGCCUGCUCAGCCGCCUCUUCACCGACCGAGAGAUGAAGUGUUUGGAUGCGGCUGAGGCCGAGCCCAUCCUGGACGAGCGGGAAGGGGUGGAUGAGUACAACGAGAUGCCGAUGCCGGUGUGAGCAUGGACCCCCGGCUGCGCCCCUCCUCACAACCCUCCUGUCUUUUUGGGGGGAGGAACACCUGCCAAAGAGUCGCCGGCUGCAGCCCGGCCCCCUCCCCGGGGACCCCCGCGCCCCUUUGCACGGUACAGGGCCGGGCUGUGCCUUCGGUCCCCCCCACACCAUGGGGCAGAGCCCCCCCUGGUCAACCCCAACGGAGCUGGCCCUGCCCCAGACACCCCCAGGACACCCCCUGGACAAUCAGGUGUUAACUAAAUCUCACCGUGUUUUAUUUAACAUAAUCACUUCAAAA